GCGUGCCUCUGUGUGUGCGUGUGUGUAGGGGAGGCUGGAGCGGGGUGGGACCGAAGAGCCGUGAUUACAGCUCUCCCCGGAGAAGAAGAUUGCUCUCUCCAGAUGCUGAUUUCUGAAGCACUUGGCAAUCAUCGGGCGGGAGCCUGGAAGACUCGGCGGUAGCCGCCCCGGCCCCGGCGAUGGCAGCGGCGGGCGAGCGGGCGGCGGUGCGGGGCUGAGGGGCAGCCCCGGGAGGCCACGCUGCCGGCCGGACCCGACCCCGACGAGCCCGAGCCCGAACUCGCCCGGGCGCGGCUCUGCCCCGAUUCCCCCCGCCGCUCCUCUCCGCCCCGCUCCCCGCCGCCGGCCCGCUCAGGUGUGCCCCCACGGCGGGAGGGGCGGCGGGGCACCCCUGCGGUGACCCCCGGCGGCGGCGGCUCCCGCGGGCCGCAGGGCGAGGGGGUGCCCCGCUGCAGCCGCCCCCUCGGGCCGGAGGAGGCUCCCGCUCCCCCGGGGAUGGGUCCCCGCCGGGGCUGAGCGCCCCACCGCCGCCACCACCGCCGCCCUCCCGCCCGCCCGCCCGUCGCGGCGCCGGCCGGCGUGGGCGAGCCGGCGAGCAGCCAUGGCAGCGGCCAUCGCCAGCGGCUUGAUCCGCCAGAAGCGGCAGGCGAGGGAGCAGCACUGGGACCGGCCCUCGGCCAGCAGGAGGCGGAACAGCCCCAGCAAGAACCGCGGGCUCUGCAACGGCAACCUGGUGGACAUUUUCUCCAAGGUCCGCAUCUUCGGGCUCAAGAAGCGGCGGUUGCGGCGCCAAGAUCCCCAGCUCAAGGGUAUAGUGACCAGGUUAUAUUGCAGGCAAGGCUACUACUUGCAAAUGCACCCCGAUGGAAGUCUCGAUGGAACCAAGGAUGACAGCAGUAAUUCUACUUUAUUCAACCUUAUACCAGUGGGACUUCGAGUUGUUGCUAUCCAGGGUGUAAAGACUGGGUUGUAUAUAGCCUUAAAUGGAGAAGGUUUCCUCUACACAUCAGAACUUUUUACGCCAGAGUGCAAAUUCAAGGAGUCUGUUUUUGAAAAUUAUUAUGUAAUCUACUCAUCCAUGCUCUACAGACAACAGGAGUCCGGGAGGGCCUGGUUCUUGGGGCUGAACAAAGAAGGGCAGGUCAUGAAAGGAAACAGAGUGAAGAAAACAAAACCAGCAGCUCAUUUUCUACCCAAGCCAUUGGAAGUUGCCAUGUACCGAGAACCAUCUUUGCAUGAUAUUGGAGAAACGGUGCCAAAGGCUGGGGUAACUCCAAGUAAAAGCACAAGUGCAUCUGCAAUAAUGAAUGGCGGCAAACCAGUUGUUAACAAGAGUAAGACGACAUAGCCAGAUCCUCACAGGUGUUGUGACUUACUGAGUCCCGAGUACAGUUGAGCGAUUUAUCCUUGCCAGACUUCCCCUCUGCGGUGUCUGUGGAUCAGCUUGCGGCAAGUCACAGACUUGCCCGUUGCUGUUUCUGAACUGAGUUGUUGCAAGUGGAUAAAUCUCAACAUGUAGCUCCACCCACAACAAGAAGACACCUGGAUGAACCAGCUAAACUCAGACCAUGGAAUGCCCUACCAGAUAUUGGAAUGCCUUUUUAAUAUCUUUUCUGUGACUGUGACACUUCAUGUGAAUGACAUACUUCACAAGUACACUUGAUACCUUGCCUGCUGACAAUUGCCCAUAAUCCCUUUUUGAGUCCAGUUUCAGCAAAAUCCAUGUGUUUAAGUUCUAUUUUGUAGCACACAAAUAAUCAAGUAAUUUCUAGUUAGAUGCUGUAAACCUGUGCUAUUAUGGAUUUCUCUUCUUCCCUUUUUUAUAAGGCUGCUCGCUCCACUGUCUGUGACCUUUUGCAGGGAUUGUGUUUCUCUAUAACUUAAGUGUUGCCGAUGGCUUAGUUUCGAAAGCAAUCAGGGAAUCAGGAAGCCUUCAAAAAUCUAUUAUUACAAAUUAUAUCUAUAAAGAAUAGGAUUGUUGUCUCUGGCUUACAAUAUUGAUUAAAUGUGAAUACUCUUUAGUGACAGAUACUGUGCUUCUGAGGUUGGCAUUAUAGUGGAGGGAAGAGUGUCAAACACAACCAACGGGAAGUUUUCUGAAACGAGUGUUUGGCAUCCCCCUAUAGUUUCUUUUUGUGUGUGUGUUUUAUACAUAUCACAGGCUUACUGGUAAUGGUAACAUUUGCCUUGCCCAGCGAGCAAGACCCACUCAUUUUUGGGAAAGUGGGUCCAAAGAAUUUUGUAGGCCUUGUAGGCCUGAAUUAAGGCUCAUUUUUCAUCUACUAAAUCUUCAUUGUUUGAAAAACAACCACCACCAAUAAAAAAAAAAAUAAGUAAGACUAACCAGAAUUGUGCUACCUAAAUCCGUUUCAAAUAUAAUCCUUUCCUGUUUUUAAGGAACUGAACUUAAUGCCAUUGUUAUUUUUGGCUGAAUCCCACACCUACUUAGCAAAGCAUGGGCAAGGAUGUUGUUGUGUUCUUUUUUGCAGCACCAAUGCAAAGGGUAGUUACAAAUGAUAGUUUAAUAUUUCUGGUGUUUUAAAAAAAAAUGUUUUAAAACUGGACAUAUUACAAAACUUUAUUUUUAUUUUUAGCUAAGCAUGCGAAGUCCGUUCCUAUGUAUCUCACUGAUAUCCCAGUACGUACCUCCACCCAGCUUCCUAGGAUAAUAUGCCCACCAAAUCGCUAGAUUGAAGGUGCCUUGCCUUGAUCUCUGUAUACUGUACUUUCUCCUACAUGAUCCUAGAAGAAAUCAAAAACACUAUAAAAAUUGAAGCCUUGGAUCAUAUAACCAGAAACAUCAACCCUUUGAGUUUGUCACUUGUGAACAGUUAAACCAAUGUUGGGGGGGGUGAGGAGGAAAGAGUUAGAGGAUGCCACAGUGAUGCCACUGAAGUGUUGCACACUUAGUCACAGGCUGUCAGAAGACGAAAAAUAUGGGUACUCACUCUCUGUAUGCUUAAGAAGGUAUUUGUUUCUCCGAAAGGGGAGCAAGGACCAAACUGUACCUCAGUCUGGAAAACUGUGUGGCAAUGCUCUGUUGGCCUCUUGCUGUUACCUUGAUAUUUAAAGACAAAACAAGGAAAUCAUCCAUUCCUUUUUCAGCACUGUAUUUCUGACAGAUUGUUUUAUCACAUCUUUGUGCUGAAGUCCCUGACAGAGACCGCUGGUUAUUUCAAACUCCCUGUCUGCUCAGCUGAACAACUGGUUCAGUCUGAAUGAACUCUUCAUGCUAGUUUUCAAACAUGUUCUGUUUUUAUAAGCACCAUUUAGUGCACUCUUGAAGGAGAUUCCUGUGAAGCUGCUAAAUUCUAGAUAAACUUUUUUUUUUCCCUGUAGGCCAGACUUCCUUGUUUAUAUAUGUAAUAUGAGAACAGCAAGCUAACACUUGAUGCUGGGUCUUUCUAGGGAGGGAAUGAGUUAAGCAUGAAGCCCACUAUCCAUGUAGAGAAAAAAAGUACAAACCUACUCUAAUACUGUGAGAAAAAUGCAAAGAAACUUUGACUUAGACUGUGCCCUUGCCUGCUAGCACUAAAUACGUGUGCGUGGGGAAAACAACACUUUAUUAAAAACUUCGGUGUACCCUUCUCGUCCCAUCUCGUCCAGCGGGAUUUGCACCGUCCCCAAGAAAACAAAACCAAACCGAAGAACUCGCGUGGUGAGCGGGGGGCUUGCUCUGCACCGGGGGGACCCGGGGGAGGCAGCAGCCUUGAAAUUGUACUCUCGUCUGCUGACCCCAGGCUUUCCUACAGUUAGCAGAGGAGCGCUUCACAAUAUUUUGAGUAAGAUAAUACAGCUGAGGUCUACAUUUUCUUUCUCUCUCACCUGAAUUUCGUAAGAGUUCACGAGGAGGAAAUACAUGUGUUCAUGUCCCAUCCAGCCAGCUUUUUACUCUCCCGGUGUAAGAGCCUGGGGAGAGACAGGGUUGGAGACCUGGCUGAGCCAUGAAGGAGGUUCUGGUUCAUGGCCUGAUGCUACAUAAGUAUUGUUUUCAACAUUAAACUUUUGAUCCUGAGGAACUUUGAUCUGUGAACCAGUUUGGGGGGCUAGAAUUAAGGCCAGAUUUCAUUUUUGUAAGCAGUUAGUACAUCCUGGAAAUGCAGCAUUUUUUUUAAAUCAUUUUCCAUUUUUGUUUCUGUGAGCGAAAUCCAUAUGUGUGUUUGAUCCAAUGAAUAGAUGUCCUACAAAAUAUUUUUUCUACAACAUGUUUAAAUGUAGCCAAGAGGUCUUUGUGCUUUUUUUCCUCCCUUUGAUUUUGUAUCGUCUCACUUGUUGCAUGGGAAGAGGAUGGCAAGGAUGAACUGCAUGUAGUAGGUUCUGUCUGUCAAAGAACUGUUGGUCUGUAUUACUAAAUUUACAUCCAUAUAUGCAAAGAGUUUGUCUGCAUUGUACAGUUUGUGUUUAUUCUUAUUUGUUGUAUACACAGAUUCAACAUGAUGAAUAAAACAUUUAUAUGAAGGCAUACCAGAAAACAACAAAAAAAGUUUUAUGAAAGAAGUAGACUGUGCAAAACAUCAGCGCACUGGCCACAGGAUGGUGAAACUUCAUGUAAAUAGGUUGGCAAACUCAGUUCUCCCCUUUUACCAUGCCAAAGAAAAUUUUAGCUCCUUAAUAUAAUACCUCUCUCUCUUGCUGUUCUCCAGGAUGAGACUUCACCAUUUUCUUCCCUCUAAAAUUGAUUUUGCUGUUAAGUGAAAGCUGUUUUCAACUGUCUGUUACUACUAAAGUACUGUAUAGUAAACCUGAUGGAAUCAAUUUGUAUUUACAGAUUGGGGUUUUUGUACUUACAUGUCCAGCUGUCUGUGAAUCUGCAGCGUUCCAGAUCUUUUGCAUGCUUGCUUUGUAUUUUGUUCUUCUUCUGGGUUUUAUCUAAUCUCUGAGAGACUGUUUGCACAGCAAUCAUCUUACCAUUUUGUAUGUUAACACUGCACAUAGUCACUCUCUCUGUCUUUUUUUUUUUUUCAAUCUGUAUUUCAGCUACAGUUCUAUUUGACAAAAUCAGUCACACCUGCACAGUUUUAGAAAUCCAGUUUUAAGUAGAUAGGAACUACUUCAACAAAGCACCGUUUUGUUGUACUUCAAAAAUUUUAUAAAUACACAAGAAUCCUUUUGAGAUUGCUCACAUGAUAGAGCCUAUAGAAAGGUGUCUAUAGCUUUUAAGUGCUUGGUAGUUCACAUAACACAGCUUUUGCUUAAUUUGCUGGGGUGUUUAGCCACUCUCAAAUAAUUUUUUGAUAUAGUGUCAUUUUCAUAAACUUCAACUUGUGUAGAGUCAGGUUGGUUCUUAACAAGCCCCCUCCCCCCCAAAUACCAUAGUCAAAGUGAAUCGCUUUAUAUGUACCUGAAACAACACUAAGAAAUCUGACUUUUUUUUUUUUUUUUUUUUUUUAAACUUUUUCUCUUGGUUUGAAACCACUGUAAGCAAUGAGGUAUGAAGGCAGGCAGUUUAGUCCAUGCCUUAAAAGUAUGUCUUGCUGAUCCAUCUGUUUAUUGGUAUAAAGAAGAAAUUAUCUCCUCCAUUCAAAUGGGAAUGCAAGUAAAAUUAGACUAAGGAAGGAGGUUAUCUUUCUUUUAAAUGGUUCUUCAGAUAAAUUCAUAUUCCGUGCAAUGCAUUUUAAAGUAUCUAAUAACAGGAGGUUUUCUGUGAUAACUAAUGCAAAUGCUAUGACUUAUUUUUAAAGAUGUAAUAAAAUUUUUGUUCUGUUACCUAGUCACAGAAAUAUUCAGCUUAGCUUUCUUCAUCCCAGUAUCAUUUAGCUGUAUCAUUUAGCUACAAAGUGAGAUGUCAUUCAGUAAAGAAGCAAGGGCAGUGCAUCAGAAGUGUCAGAGCAGGUACAUGAUUAAAUGCUCAUCUGCGUGUUUCUAAAAGAGUGUAUGGCCAGGGAAAAAAGGAUUACAAAGUAGGUUAAUAAUUUACGAAGCAAAUCAAUCCACAGCUGUUUUAUAGGUGAUAUUACAGAUAUGUUAUAUACAAUAGGCAUAAUCCUCCAAGUCUAUUGUAGAAGCGUUUGGCACACUUCUGGAUUGUGUUCUUUCUCUCAUAAGAAGAAAGCAAGGUUAUAGUAUCUUUUGUUUAUAAGGUUUAUCAAUCUAGCCAGUACAAAAUCCCCAUCUAUCCAAUUUGGUUUUGCCACCUAGAACUGCCUUUUGCCACAGGCUUGGAAGCAAGUUUUUACAGUCACUAGGUAUGAAAAAUCAAGCAGUAAGUUUCACACCCUUACACCUCUUCCUGCUUUUACAGUUUAUGUAUAUCUGGAAUUCCCAUCACAGGGAAUGAGGUGUAAAAAAAAAUCACAAUUUAUUAAUACAGCUAUUAUUUUCACAUACGUGGAAUAAUAAUCUUAUUCCUUCCAGUCUCAUUUUUCUAGUGAGGAGAUGAGCCACAAAACAGAACUGCUGGGAGUUACAUCACCAGUUACCUCAGCAUGAAGCAUGGGGGGGAUGUUCAAGCAACAUUAUAAGAAACAGAAUAAAAAUUGGAAAGGAAUUUAUGUAUACAUUAUAUUUUUAGUAGUCUUAGUUAAUGCUUUAAGGUUUAUAGCGAUAGCACCAUUUUGUUUGAUAAUUUACAUUUUAAUGAACCACUGACAGUAGCUGUCUUUUAGAAUAUUCUAAUAUUUUUCCAUAUGUACCUUAACACACAACUUGGAUAACACUUUUUGAAAUGCUAUGGCUAUGUAACCCAUCCGGUAGCCGAAAUGUUGGAGUUGAUUGUUUUUUUUUUUAAAAUUCUAACUAGAAAUCAGAAUCCUCUUACACUCUUUUAAGUAUAUAAAUUUAAAAUGAAAGCAAAUUACAAAGUAAAAUGCAUCAAAUAUGACACUGCAACCCUCUAAAGAAUUGUUCUUUUCUCUUUGAAUAAGAGUACCUGAAAUACCACGGCUGAUCUACGGGAUAUAUAAAUCCGCGUAUCAUGCCAGGAAACAAGUCAAAAGCAUCUACUGAACCUAGAUAAGAGUUUUGAUUAUCUAGUACUUUCUUGUUACGGUACUAAAUAGAAAUGGAAGGAAAUCAGGGAAAACUUUGUAUCUUUCAUUGUUUACACUCUGAUUCAGCAGACGAAUGUAUAUGCGAAAAGACUCUAAGAUGUUUUAGAUGAUGUAGGUCAGUGGUAUUCAUAAAUAUAAACAAAACCAACAAUCUGUGGUCUCCAGACACCAGGAUUGACAAAAUGCAUAUAUGUUAAAUUUUAAGAAAAUAUUCCUGUUAAGCUCUACAGAGUGUAAGGGUUAUAAGUAUAAAAUAUAAACUAUAAUUUUCAAGAUUAAUUUUACUUUGAAGAUUCCUUAUACUGUAUCAAUACAUUUUAGAACUCUGCCUGAUAUUUUGGUUAUCUAAAAAGAGAGCAGCUAGCAGCAUUGGGAUGUAUGUCUCUAUUUAUCUGCAUAACUUCUAUAGAAGUUAUGCAUGGACGUUUGGUGAUUACACUCCCUGAGAACACAGGUUUCACAAGCUUCAUUUUUAGAAAGAAAGAAUCCAGGUUAAGGAAAAAAAUUGGGUAAGAGAAAGAGCAAGCUACAUGGGAAGGGGUAAUAAUAAAAGUGAUUAAAUAAAUUCAUUCAAAUUUUUUGCAUUCUAUUACAUGUCCUGUACCAUUGUAUUUUCCUAUUUCAAAAUUAUCCUUUCUAAAAGAAAACUAAUUUCUAGACUAAUAAUGGAAAUACCUUUUUUGGUUGAUAUAUAGUUCCCUUAUUUCUGAGUCAUGUACUUCUUCAAAAAUCAGGACCUUGGCACCUAAACCACAAUGUUACAGUUUGGUAUUAAAAGAAAUAUUUUCCAGCCAUUUAAGCAAUUUCUCGCUCAAUCGUGGUUUCACAAAAUGUAAACACUUUUGAAACAAAAAUGUAUGUAUCUUUUUUUUGCUCGAAAGAAUUAAAGGGCUGCCAAAUCUACAUGUACAAAAAAAAAAUAAGAGACUUACUUAUAUGUAAAUAAGUUAGGGAAGUCCCAAUAGUUGUGCAUCAUUCAUAACUCAAUGUGAACUUCACACUGAGCAGCAUUUCACCAUUGGAAAAAUAAAAAUAAAAUUUUUGUUCAUA
Molecule: messenger RNA, 8039 nt
Organism: Aquila chrysaetos chrysaetos
Lineage: Eukaryota; Metazoa; Chordata; Aves; Accipitriformes; Accipitridae
Gene: FGF14
Product: fibroblast growth factor 14
Exons: 5
Coding region: 602-1348 (248 amino acids)
Biological process (GO): positive regulation of cell population proliferation; positive regulation of gene expression; animal organ morphogenesis
Cellular component (GO): cytoplasm
Molecular function (GO): fibroblast growth factor receptor binding; growth factor activity
Source: RefSeq, a predicted model, not a curated record